Hepatospora eriocheir is the source of this 843-nucleotide messenger RNA. The record is from the annotation of a GenBank genome assembly. Lineage: Eukaryota; Fungi; Microsporidia; Hepatosporidae.
AUGAAAUUCUUCUACAAAUCGGAGGAUGAAGAUUUAAAAUUUAUUUGUUCUAUUAUAAACAAGAGUAUAUUAAUGGAAUUAGCUAAUGAAACUUAUUUAGUUAAAGAUAACAUUAAAUAUGAAGGAGAUGAUUUAGUUAUAUUUUUAUUUGAAUGUGUUAAUAUUAAAGCAGAUAAAACGCUGAUUAAUAAGUUUAUUUCAUUUAGAAAAUCACCCUCUAAAUCAAACACUAAUAAUAUUUUAUUAAACGGUGUUAAUUAUAUCAAUUUAAUAAGAUUGAUGUUAAAAAAUGGUUCAUUUAAAGAUUUUGAAUUUAUUAGUGAUAUGGCAGAUAAAUACAAAUUUAGAGAUAUUGUUGAUCCUGAUUUCAUUAUAAUGGGAUUGAGAGGAGGUUUUAUUAAAGACAUUAUUGAGGUUGAAAAUAGUGAUGCAUUAUACAAAGAAACUGUUAAAUUUUCUGAUAAUUAUGAAUGUACAAUUUGUUCUGGUUUACAAAAGAAAUUUGAUAAGAAAGAUUUAAUUGAAAAUCAUUUUUUAUUUUUCUUUAAUCUUAAACCUGUUAAAUUUAUAGGAAUUGAAAGCUGUGGAAUGAUUUGCUGUGGAAGUAAUGAAAAUAAUUUAGAAUUAAUUAAUUGUAGUGACAAUGACUAUUUAAAAUUAGACGGACACUUGGAUAUUUUUAAUUCAAUAAAGACCGGUAAGUUUGAUGCUAAAAAGAAAAAUUUGAUCAAAUCAAUACAAAAUUUCCAUAUUAGUAAUCAUACACUUUUUUUUAAAAAUAAAAAAUGUUCUAUUAACAAUCAACAUGUUAAAUUUAAAAUGGAAACUGGAAAACUUAGUUAA